AUGAAUAGUUCUCUCUUGACAACAGGAGUGCAAAGUAAAACUAACUUACAAAAGAUAUUCAUGGACAAGUAUUCUCUAUACGUACCAAACGAAGGUACCUUCCCAAAAGGUUAUAAAGUGGCCUCAAUUGCUACUGGUGUAAAACCUGAUGACAAGCUAGAUCUAGGAAUUAUACUGAACACAAACAAAUCGUAUAAAUCCUCUGCAGCGGCAGUCUUUACCACUAAUAAAUUCAAAGCAGCUCCGGUGCUCGUCUCGAAGAAAGUUUUAGAGGACAACAGUGGUAAAGAUAUUAAUGCCAUUGUGAUUAAUUCCGGUUGUGCAAAUUCAGUCACUGGUGAAGUGGGGAUGAAGGAUGCGAACGAAAUGAUUAAUCAAAUCAAUUCCAAAAUAGAUCAAGAAAAUAGUACUUUAGUCAUGUCAACUGGUGUCAUAGGUCAAAGACUAGAUUUAGACAAGAUCUCAAAGGGUAUCGAUGAAAGUUUCGAAGGGCCACAUUUCGAUGAUAGUUAUGAGUCUUGGUUGAAUCUUGCCAAAUCGAUUUGUACGACCGAUACCUUCCCUAAACUAGUGACUGAAACGUUCACAUUAAACUCAAGUGGUAAGGAGUUCACUUUGACAGGUAUUGCCAAAGGUGCUGGUAUGAUAUGUCCUAACAUGGCUACUUUAUUGGGAUUCAUUUUAACCGAUUUACCAAUCGAGAGUAACGCUUUAGGCAAAAUGCUAAAAUUUGCUACUGAUAGAUCAUUUAAUUGCAUUUCUGUAGACGGUGACAUGAGUACCAAUGAUACAAUCACAAUGCUAGCGAAUGGUGCGGUGGAGGUUGAGGAGAUAGACGAAAAUUCAAAAGACUUUUUACAGGUGCAGAAGCAAAUUACAAGAUUUGCUCAAAAAUUAGCACAGCUAGUGGUUCGUGACGGUGAAGGUUCUACUAAAUUUGUCACAGUUAAAGUAGAAAAUUCAUUGGUUUAUGAAGAUGCUAAGGUAAUUGCUGAAUCAAUUUCAAAUUCUAUGCUUGUAAAAACAGCAUUAUACGGCCAAGACGCUAACUGGGGUAGAAUUUUAUGCGCGAUUGGCUAUGCUAAAUUGGAUAAUUUAAAAUCACUGGAUGUUGAUAAGAUAAAUGUUAGCUUUAUUACUACAGAUAACUCUGAGCCUCGCGAAUUGAAGUUAGUCUCCAAUGGCGUUCCCCAAUUGAACAUUGAUGAAGAAAGAGCAUCAGAAAUACUGGCACUAAAUGAUUUAGAAAUCUUAGUGGACUUAGGCACCGGGAAAGAAAAUGCGAAAUUUUGGACCUGCGAUUUGUCUCACGAAUAUGUUACAAUUAAUGGUGAUUAUCGUUCAUGA
Messenger RNA from Kazachstania africana CBS 2517, 1347 nucleotides. RefSeq names its product glutamate N-acetyltransferase (gene ARG7). NCBI's taxonomy places the organism in Eukaryota, Fungi, Ascomycota, Saccharomycetes, Saccharomycetales, Saccharomycetaceae. Gene Ontology annotation, cellular component: mitochondrial matrix. The record is from RefSeq and is a predicted model, not a curated record. Gene Ontology annotation, molecular function: L-glutamate N-acetyltransferase activity, acting on acetyl-L-ornithine as donor; L-glutamate N-acetyltransferase activity, acting on acetyl-CoA as donor. Gene Ontology annotation, biological process: L-ornithine biosynthetic process; L-arginine biosynthetic process. The coding region runs from base 1 to 1347 and encodes 448 amino acids. The transcript has a single exon.